AAACCCCGCCGUCCGAUUGGUUCGUCAUUUCCGGCCAACCCCGCGUCGUCACCGACAACUUUGUCUUCCAGCGACCAUGCUGAGGUUAUCAAAAGGCGUCUCACGCCCUAUAUGCUCUUCCCGUUCGUUUGCGACGGUCACUGAGCCGCCUGUUAGGAGAUACGGAGGGUUGAAAGACCAGGAUAGGAUUUUCACCAAUGCAUAUUGUAGGCAUGAUCAUGGCUUGAAGGGAGCUCAGUCAAGAGGCGACUGGCACCGAACCAAGGACAUCAUCCUCAAAGGCGACUCGUGGAUCAUCCAGACGAUCAAAGACUCGGGUCUGCGCGGUCGUGGAGGUGCUGGCUUUCCUAGUGGUCUCAAGUGGAGUUUUAUGAACAAGCCUGGGUGGGAGAAGGACCCGAGACCCCGGUACCUCGUCGUCAACGCUGACGAAGGCGAGCCUGGUACAUGCAAGGACCGUGAGAUCCUCCGGGGGGACCCACACAAGCUCGUUGAGGGCUGUCUUGUUGCGGGAAGGGGUAUGAACGCUACGGCGGCGUACAUCUACAUCCGCGGUGAGUUCUUCCAGGAAGCGAGCCACCUCCAGCAGGCCAUCAACGAAGCGUACGCUGCGGGGCUUAUUGGCAAGGACGCCUGUGGCUCCGGGUACUCGUUCGACGUGUACCUCCACCGUGGGGCUGGAGCCUACAUCUGCGGCGAGGAGACCGCGCUGAUUGAGAGUCUCGAGGGAAAACAAGGCAAACCUCGUCUGAAGCCGCCGUUCCCGGCCGAUGUGGGGUUGUUUGGGUGCCCGACGACGGUGGCGAAUGUGGAGACUGUCGCUGUUGCUCCGACGAUUUGUAGGAGGGGCGGGAGCUGGUUUGCGGGUUUUGGGAGGGAGAGGAAUCAGGGUACAAAGUUGUUUUGUAUCAGUGGGCAUGUGAAUAACCCGUGUGUUGUUGAGGAGGAGAUGAGUAUCCCGCUGAAGGAGUUGGUUGAGAGGCAUUGUGGGGGUGUGAGGGGUGGAUGGGAUAAUUUGCUUGGGAUUAUCCCUGGGGGGUGUUCGGUGCCGGUUUUGCCGAUUGACAAGUGUUCAGAGGUUUUGAUGGAUUACGAUUCUCUCAAGGACGCCCAGUCGGGUUUGGGAACUGGUGCUGUCAUCGUCAUGGAUAAGAGCACCGAUAUCGUUGCUGCUAUUGCUCGAUUCUCACAGUUUUACAAACACGAAUCCUGUGGGCAAUGCACGCCGUGUCGGGAGGGGACGACAUGGAUGAUGAACAUGAUGGAUCGUAUGGUCGAAGGACGGGGGCACGUUCGGGAGAUUGAUAUGUUGCUCGAGUUAACGAAACAAGUCGAAGGCCGUACAAUUUGCGCCUUGGGCGACGCCGCUGCGUGGCCCAUCCAAGGUUUGAUGCGCCAUUUCCGCCCCGAGGUCGAGGCGCGCAUCGCAAAGUACAGGCAGGAGCACGGGGCGGUUGCGUUUGGGGGUACGUUGGUGAGUGAGGUGAAUGAUAUGCUGGCGGUGCCGGAUAAUUUGGGGGCAAGAUUACCUGUUGAUGCGCCUAGUGUGUAGACAGUAAAUUAUUGCCUUCCUCGUUACUAUCCAUCAUGUCCGUUGCGUAGUUAUAAAUUCUUCUGUAGAGUCAAUUUAUUGCAAGCAGGAGCGUGAGACCGCA
Molecule: messenger RNA, 1655 nt
Organism: Desarmillaria tabescens
Lineage: Eukaryota; Fungi; Basidiomycota; Agaricomycetes; Agaricales; Physalacriaceae
Product: NADH-ubiquinone oxidoreductase
Exons: 7
Coding region: 77-1552 (491 amino acids)
Molecular function (GO): NADH dehydrogenase (ubiquinone) activity; FMN binding; NAD binding
Source: RefSeq, a predicted model, not a curated record